GCUGUGGAAGUAUCAGUCCGAAGUCCAAUUGCCUGCUGGUUUAGUGCUAUGCUUUAUUGCUUCGGUGGGUCCGUUCUGUCUUCGUUGAUGCUUGCAGAACCUCCCGUAGCAUUUCUGGCAAAGGGCACAAAUAUUCUACUGGCAUCUUCGGUCUGGUAUCUUGUGUUUUACUGCCCACAAGACAUAUUCUACCAGUGCUUUGCCUUUCUGCCUCUUCGGCUUCUGGUUGCAGGAAUGAAAGAAGUGACUAGGACAUGGAAGAUAACGGCUGGCGUUGCACAUGCGGACAGUCACUUCAAAGACGCCUGGCUUGUCAUGGUAGCUGUGGGCUGGGCCAGAGGAGCUGGUGGUGGCCUAAUUUCCAACUUUGAGCAGCUGGUGAGAGGAGUAUGGAAACCUGAAACCAAUGAACUACUGAAGAUGUCCUAG
Tauraco erythrolophus (red-crested turaco) is the source of this 429-nucleotide messenger RNA. The record is from RefSeq and is a predicted model, not a curated record. Lineage: Eukaryota; Metazoa; Chordata; Aves; Musophagiformes; Musophagidae.